Lodderomyces theae is the source of this 3894-nucleotide messenger RNA. It is a transcript of the gene MYO5, whose product is annotated as myosin 5. Gene Ontology annotation, molecular function: microfilament motor activity; ATP binding; actin filament binding. The record is from RefSeq and is a predicted model, not a curated record. Gene Ontology annotation, biological process: endocytosis; actin filament organization; vesicle transport along actin filament. The transcript has a single exon. The coding region runs from base 1 to 3894 and encodes 1297 amino acids. NCBI's taxonomy places the organism in Eukaryota, Fungi, Ascomycota, Pichiomycetes, Serinales, Debaryomycetaceae. Gene Ontology annotation, cellular component: cytoplasm; microvillus; actin cytoskeleton.
AUGGCCAUAGUGAAAAGAGGUGGCCGUUCAAAGGCUAAACAACAACAACAAGCUCCAGCGAAAGUGAAUGGACUGAGUGGAGGAGGUAUCAAAAAGGCCGAGUUUGAUAUCACCAAGAAGAAAGAAGUCGGAGUGUCUGAUUUAACACUUUUAUCUAAAAUUACAGACGAAGCAAUCAAUGAGAAUCUCCACAAAAGGUUUAUGAAUGACACGAUAUAUACGUAUAUUGGACAUGUGUUGAUAUCGGUCAAUCCGUUUCGUGAUUUGGGAAUAUACACCAUGGAGACAUUGAACAAGUACAAAGGCAGGAACAGAUUAGAAGUUCCACCGCAUGUUUUUGCUAUUGCUGAAUCAAUGUAUUAUCACUUGAAAUCGUACGGAGAGAAUCAGUGUGUGAUUAUUUCGGGUGAAUCAGGAGCUGGUAAAACUGAAGCAGCAAAACAGAUUAUGCAAUAUAUUGCCAAUGUGUCGGUUGAUACGGGCAAUGCCGAAAUCACCAAGAUUAAGGAUAUGGUGUUGGCUACAAACCCACUUUUGGAAUCUUUUGGAUGUGCCAAAACUUUGAGAAAUAACAAUUCUAGUAGACAUGGAAAAUAUCUUGAGAUUAAAUUCAGCGAGGGCAGUUACCAACCAGUGGCUGCUCAUAUCACAAAUUAUCUUUUGGAAAAGCAAAGAGUCGUAUCGCAAAUAACGAAUGAGAGAAACUUUCACAUUUUUUACCAAUUUACCAAACACUGUCCUCCGCAAUACCAGCAGCAAUUUGGAAUACAAGGGCCCGAAACUUAUGUUUACACUUCAGCAGCCAAGUGUAUUUCCGUAGAUGGAAUCGAUGAUGGGAAAGAUUUCAAAGAUACGUUGAAUGCAAUGAAUGUCAUUGGGUUGACUCAAGAGGAACAAGAUAACAUUUUCAGAAUGUUGGCUCUGAUAUUAUGGAUCGGUAAUAUUUCCUUUGUGGAAGACGAAAGUGGGAAUGCGGCUAUACGUGAUGACAGUGUGACCAAUUUCGUUGCCUACCUCUUGGAUGUCAAUCCAGAGAUUUUGAAAAAGGCAAUAAUAGAACGAACUAUUGAAACUUCUCAUGGUAUGAAAAGGGGCUCAACAUAUCACGUGCCUUUGAAUAUCGUACAGGCCACUGCUGUGCGUGAUGCAUUGGCAAAAGGUAUCUACAAUAAUCUUUUUGAUUGGAUUGUCGAGCGAGUUAACUUGUCAUUAGGUGGUAAACAGAACCAAUCAAACAAAUCCAUAGGUAUUCUCGAUAUCUACGGAUUUGAGAUUUUUGAGCACAAUUCGUUUGAGCAGGUUUGUAUCAACUAUGUGAAUGAAAAGUUGCAACAAAUUUUCAUUCAAUUAACGUUGAAGGCUGAACAAGAUGAGUACGUUCAAGAACAAAUCAAGUGGACUCCUAUCGAUUAUUUCAACAACAAAGUUGUUUGUGAUUUGAUUGAGGCUACGAGACCACAACCGGGGUUGUUUGCAGCUUUGAACGAUUCCAUCAAAACAGCCCAUGCAGAUUCGGACGCUGCUGAUCAAGUGUUUGCACAAAGAUUGAGUAUGGUUGGUGCCAAUAACCGUCAUUUUGAAGAUAGACGUGGUAAAUUUAUCAUCAAACAUUAUGCCGGUGACGUGACGUACGACGUUGCAGGAAUGACGGAUAAAAACAAAGAUGGUAUUUUGCGUGAUCUAUUGGAGUUAUUGGGUACCUCUUCCAACUCAUUUGUUAAUCAAACCUUGUUUCCUCCAGAGUUGUUGAAUUCCUUGAUCGAUACCAAAAAGAGGCCUCCAACAGCUUCGGACAAGAUCAAAACGAGUGCAAAUGCCUUGGUUGACACGUUGUCGCAGUGUACUCCGUCGUACAUUAGAACCAUCAAACCGAACCAAACCAAAAAACCUCGCGAUUACGACAAUCAACAAGUAUUGCAUCAAAUCAAGUAUUUGGGGCUUAAAGAGAAUGUGCGUAUUAGAAGAGCGGGGUUUGCUUACCGUUCAACUUUUCAACGAUUUGUUCAACGGUUUUAUUUGUUGUCGCCUGCCACGGGUUACGCCGGAGACUACAUUUGGCAAGGUGAUGAUCUUACUGCUGUAAAGGAAAUCUUGCGUUCAUGUCAUAUUCCUCCGAGUGAGUACCAAUUGGGUACCACAAAGGUAUUUAUUAAAACCCCGGAAACGUUGUUUGCGUUGGAGGAUAUGAGAGAUAAGUAUUGGCACAACAUGGCCGCUAGGAUUCAAAGGGCAUGGAGAAGAUAUAUCAAGCGGAAGGAAAAUGCAGCAAAUGUUAUCAAGAAUGCUUGGCGAAUGAAGACUCACGGAAACCAAUACGAGCAGUUGAGAGAUUACGGUAACAGUUUAUUGCAGGGAAGAAAGGAAAGGAGACGUUUAUCAAUGCUCGGAUCACGUGCUUUUAUGGGCGAUUAUUUGGGUUGUAAUGAUGGAAGUGGGUAUGGAAGGUUUGUUGUCAACCAAGCUGGGAUCAACGACCGUGUUGUAUUUUCUGCCAAGGGUGAAAUCUUGUUAUCCAAGUUUGGAAGGUCUUCGAAAAGAUUACCUCGUAUAUUUAUACUAAGCAAGACUAGUUUAUAUGUUGUUGCUGAGGCAUUGGUGGACAAAAGGUUACAAUUACAGAAGGAAUUUGUUAUUCCUAUCAAUUCCAUCAAAAGCGUUGGGUUAUCAACUAAUCAGGAUAACUGGGUUGCCGUGUGUUUGCAUACUCCGACGGCUAUGGUACCUGAUAUUUUUAUCAACUUGGAUUUCAAAACAGAAUUCAUCACUCAUUUGAAGAAAUUGAAUCCAGGACUAUCAGUCAUAAUUGGCCCAACAAUACAAUACCAAAAGAAGCCAGGAAAGUAUCACACCGUCAAGUCAGUGGUUGGAUCUGGACCCCAAAUUCCUCCAAGAAGCGAUCUUUACAAAUCUGGAACAAUAACAGUCAACCAAGGACUCCCACCAACAAGCAAAAAUCCUAAACGUCCUAGGGGUGUUUCAGGAAAAGUGGAUUACAGCAAAUACUAUAAUAGAGGAGGAGUCCGAAAUGGUACUUCAAACUUCCGACCACAACCGGCGGUGACCAAACCAUCUCAGCCUUCUUAUUCCCAGCCUGAGCCUACACAUCAAACAUAUCAAUCACAACAAGCUCCUGCUCCAGUGCAUCCAUUGUCCCGUCCUGCAAAUGUAGCUGUCAUACCCUCUGCGCAUCAUACACGGAAUCAAUUUAACGAUGGUCCUUCUUUACUGGUUGCUGCUGCACAAACUGCACUAGGUCAAGGACACCAUGAUAAUAGGUCACAACAACAUUCCGAGUCAACCUCUCCUAGAAAGCCGGCUGCGCCUGUGCGCCCUGCUAAAAAAGUUGCCCCUCCACCACCAACAAAGAAGGCAACAUCGCCACCUCCAAAGAAAGCUGCUGCUGCGCCUCCGCCUCCUCCACCACCCCCACCUGCAUUGUCAAAACCAAAAUUCCCAACUUACAAAGCAAUGUUUGACUAUGAUGGUUCUGUUGCUGGGUCUGUAGCAUUGACGAAGGAUACGAUAUAUUAUGUCACUCAAGUUAAUGGAAAAUGGGGGUUGGUCAAGACGUUGGAUGAGUCACAAGAAGGUUGGUCUCCCAUAGAUUACUUGCAGGAGUGUUCACCCAAUGCAAACAAUGUUUACUCAAACCCAAAUACAUCUGCUCCAUCCAACCCGGUUAGCACCACCAGUUCAAACACAAAUACUACACAAGCGACAAAUGCUACAACUGCGCUGAGUGGAAGCUUGGGAAAUGGAUUAGCUGAUGCUUUGAAAGCCAAAAAGACUGAAGAGACAACUUUAGCGGGCUCACUUGCUGACGCUUUGAGGAAGAGACAGGGCGCGACAAGAGACGAUAGUGAUGGAGAAGAAGUAGACGACGACGAUUGGUGA